Messenger RNA from Notolabrus celidotus (New Zealand spotty), 2421 nucleotides. Its product is annotated as vesicular inhibitory amino acid transporter-like. Gene Ontology annotation, biological process: amino acid transmembrane transport. The record is from RefSeq and is a predicted model, not a curated record. Gene Ontology annotation, molecular function: amino acid transmembrane transporter activity. Lineage: Eukaryota; Metazoa; Chordata; Actinopteri; Labriformes; Labridae. Gene Ontology annotation, cellular component: vacuolar membrane. The transcript has 2 exons. The coding region runs from base 49 to 1617 and encodes 522 amino acids.
ACUCUGUAAUACCAUUUCCAGUUGAAGAACGUUUUUCAUCGGCUAAAGAUGGCUCACCUAAUACGACACAAGCUCACCAACAAGCUGACCAAUGCGGCCCACACGGUGUCCAACAAAUCUCAAGCCAAGGUCAGCGGGGUGUUCGCCCGACUUGGCUUCCAGGCCGCGACGGACGAGGAGGGCUUGGGUUUCGCCGAGUGCGAUGACUUGGAUUAUGACUACAGGCAAGGGAUGCAAAUGGAUGUCCUUCAGGGCGAGGAGGAAGGGGGGGACAUGGAGGGAGGGGGGGAGCUGGAGGGAGACAGCCACUACCAGAGGGACGGCACUGGCCGGAGGCCUUCGUCCCUGAAGCCAAGCGCCUCGCUGGACGCGGAUAAACCAAAAAUCACAACAUGGGAGGCCGGCUGGAACGUCACUAAUGCCAUUCAGGGCAUGUUCGUCCUCGGCCUGCCGUACGCCAUCCUCCACGGCGGCUACCUCGGUCUCUUCCUCAUUAUCUUCGCGGCUGUGGUGUGCUGCUACACCGGCAAAAUCCUCAUUGCGUGUCUAUACGAGGAGAACGAGGACGGCAUAUUAGUGCGCGUGAGGGACUCCUAUGUAGACAUCGCCAAUGCCUGCUGUGCGCCCCGGUUUCCAGCGCUGGGCGGGCACGUUGUGAACGUGGCUCAGAUCAUCGAGCUGGUCAUGACCUGUAUUCUGUAUGUAGUGGUCAGCGGCAACCUGAUGUACAACAGUUUCCCAGGGUUCCCUAUAUCUCAGAAAGCCUGGUCUGUGGUGGCCACGUUAGCGCUCCUGCCAUGCGCGUUCCUGAAGAACCUCAAGUCUGUGUCCAAGUUUAGCUUGCUCUGUACAAUUGCGCACUUCAUCAUCAAUGUUCUCGUGGUUGCCUACUGCCUCUCCAGGGCGCGAGAAUGGGCCUGGGAAAAGGUCAAGUUUUAUAUUGAUGUAAAGAAAUUCCCCAUUUCAAUCGGCAUCAUCGUGUUCAGCUACACCUCCCAGAUCUUCCUUCCCUCCCUAGAGGGAAACAUGCAGAAGCCUAGCGAAUUUCACUGCAUGAUGGAGUGGACACACAUCGCGGCCUGCGUCCUCAAAGGCCUCUUCGCCCUCGUGGCCUACUUGACUUGGGCAGACGCCACCAAAGAGGUCAUCACGGAUAACCUGCCUUCAACUAUCCGGGCUGUGGUGAACAUCUUCCUUGUUUCCAAGGCGUUGUUAUCCUACCCGCUGCCCUUCUUCGCUGCCGUCGAGGUUCUGGAGAAAUCACUGUUCCAGGAUGGCGGGAGGGGCUGCUUACCUGACUGCUACGGCCCUAACGGACAGUUGAAAUCGUGGGGUUUGGGCCUCCGAAUUGCCCUGGUGGUCUUCACCCUGCUUAUGGCCGUCUUUGUCCCCCACUUUGCCCUUCUCAUGGGUUUAACUGGGAGUCUGACGGGCGCUGGCCUGUGCUUCCUCCUGCCGAGCCUCUUCCACCUGAAGCUUCAGUGGAGGAAUCUCAUGUGGCACCAUGUCUUCUUCGACGUUGCCAUUUUUGUCAUUGGAGGCAUAUGCGCCAUAUCUGGCUUCAUUCACUCAAUUGAAGGGCUCAUAGAGGCGUUCAGGUACAAUAUCCAUGACUGACAGAUCCAGAGAUGACCUUUAUUGAAUGGAAAUGCCCUAAAAGGCCACACUCGACCUUGUCGAAACAUCACAUUGACCACUUGACAUAGAAGCUCAUGAGGAGGAUUAUUUGUGUGAAAUGUAGCCUACAUCUUUUUAUUUUGCCUUCGUGAUAAUGUGCAAUAAUAAACUCUACAAUCAUAGUGUAAAGUAGUGAAGUCAUACCAGAAAACAUGUUUUAAUAAAUGGACAGAAGCAACCUCUGCAUGAUUGGGGUGAUGAGAAAUAUGCAGGCAUUAACACACCUGUAGGCCUAGCAGUCUUCAUGCAAAGUUGACAAAGAUCCAGUGCAAUGUCCGCUACGGGUCUAACUGUGAGUGUGUUCGUGUUUAUAUCUGGGGAAUGAAAUAUGUGGAAAAAAACAAUGGUGUGAAUAUGUUAUAUGGUUUUGAGCUGCUAGAUAUAUCGUUUAUCCCACUUCAGAGAAAAUACAAGACAGAGGAACCCAUCAGAUCAGAUGGAGCUCUUUGGAUUGAAUAAACAACAAAUUACUGAUGUGUAGUCGUUUAAACAGAAAUCUUUUUCAGUUUGUUUUGUGUUUUGUUUUUUUUCCAGCUUAUGCCUAUAGUAGUCCUCGUUGGCUCGUUUGUUUUCUUGAUGUUCCAAGUGUCAUUCUGGAUGAAGUGAAUACAAAGUGCAAGCAAGUUGGUCCUAAUUGUGUAAUAUGAAACAUGUCUGUCGAUAAUAUUCUCUUCCUAUUGAACUUGUUAGUUGUGAUUUAAUGGAACUAAUUAUGGUGUGUGAGAUAAAGAGUAUUUGUUGAAU